AUGGGUGGUGGAGGCCAGCUGAAUGAGCCAGGAGAGCCAGGGAGAGCGGAGGUGCAGAACCACAGCAGCAAGAACGACCUGUGGCCGGUCAUAGAUCGCAAAGUUUACAACACCACACUGUGGGCCAAAAGACAUCCAGGAGGGGUUUUUGUCAUCACAAAUAUGUACAUGAACAACAAAGAGUGGUUUGAACAUUAUCUCUCGAUCAUCACUGAUGAUCUGGUUUGGUGCAUGUCGUACUAUCUACGCUACUUCUGCUGUUACAUUCCCCUGUACGGUUUGUUUGGCUCAGUGAUCAUUCAGUGACUGGAAUGUUGUAAAUGUCUCCGGUUACUGGAGAGUCACUGGUUCGUGUGGGUGACUCAGAUGAGUCAUCUGCCCAUGGACAUUGACCACCAGAGGCACCAGGACUGGUUAACACAGCAGCUCCAAGCCACCUGCAAUACUGAGCAGUCUGUCUUCAACGAGUGGUCCACAGGACACCUCAACUUUCAGAUGGAGCAUCAUCUGUUUCCCACGAUGCCGCGCCCCAACCUCCACCUGGUGGCCCCGCGGGUCCGUGCCCUCUGUGUGACCUAUGGGAUUCUUCACCAGGUGAAAACUCUGUGUCAAGGCUUCGGGGGUGUCCUCAGGUCACUGAAGAACUCAGGAGACCUCUGGCUCGAUGCAUAUCUCCAUGAAUGA
Hippoglossus stenolepis (Pacific halibut) is the source of this 684-nucleotide messenger RNA. It is a transcript of the gene fads2, whose product is annotated as fatty acid desaturase 2. Gene Ontology annotation, biological process: lipid metabolic process. Gene Ontology annotation, cellular component: membrane. The record is from RefSeq and is a predicted model, not a curated record. Gene Ontology annotation, molecular function: oxidoreductase activity, acting on paired donors, with oxidation of a pair of donors resulting in the reduction of molecular oxygen to two molecules of water. Lineage: Eukaryota; Metazoa; Chordata; Actinopteri; Pleuronectiformes; Pleuronectidae.